CGGGCAUGGACGAGCCUCUCUUCUAAAAGCUAUUUGAGAACAGAUUGGAAUCAAUCGAAUGAACAUCAGAGCAAAUAUAAAAUGAUUAAGCUCCAGGAUCGUUGCUCCAGUUUGUUGUUAUUCGGUCUCUGAUAAGGUGGUGUUUCGAUCAAGCUGCUUCCAGCCUACAGUUUUGAUUCUUAGUUUGAAUCAUGGUUAUUACACGGUUCUAUUGUCCUGCUGAGGAGUCGAAACGUCGGGAUAUUCUGACGAAAUUCCAGAAGGUCAAUAAUAAUGUAAUCAAUUUACAAAUGGAAAAAUGCUACCACAUUCAGAAUACGAAAUUCGCCCAGUUUCCCGCGGAAGUCGAGAAGCUCAUACGAUGGAUCUUGAAAGGACCCCAGGAGGAAGAUAAUUUCAGCAACGAGCCUUCGCUGACUAAAACUAAAUCGAAAGAAGAGUUGAUUGAAAUUGGACCUCGGUUUAAUUUUUCUACUGCCGAUUCUACCAAUAGCGUCAGUAUCUGCAACAACAUUGGACUGUCAUACAUUGAUCGAGUGGAGGUAUCGAUGCGAUAUCUCAUCAGUUUCGGAAGCGAUGCAGUCACCGAACAGGACAUCGAAACACUCUGUGAAACGGUCUGCGACCGGAUGACACAGUUUAGAUAUACUGAUAAAAACACUCCCAAAAAGAAUUUUUAUGAAAACUUCAACCAUUCCGAGGAUCAAUGGUACAUGAUUCCUGUUCUGGAACAUGGAUCUAAAGCAAUCAAAGAAGAGGAUAAAAAAAUGGGGCUUGCGUUCGAUGAUUGGGAUGUCAAUUACUAUACCGACUUGUUUAAGAACAAACUUAAACGAAAUCCAACCAAUGUUGAACUUUUUGAUUGUGCCCAGAGCAACAGUGAGCACUCCAGACAUUGGUUUUUCAAAGGCAAAAUCGUUGUGGAUGGAAUUCCAGAGCCACAGUCAUUGAUUGAAAUGAUCAUCGACACGCAGAGAUUCACAAAUCAAAAUAACACUGUCAAGUUCAGUGACAAUAGCAGUGCCAUCAAGGGUUUUACUCAAAAAAUGUUAAGAGCCACGAAUUUCGCAGAACCUGGUUUGAUGAAGCUGAAGGAAGUUAGCUCAGAUUUAAUAUUUACUGCGGAAACCCACAACAUGCCAACGGCCAUAAGCCCAUUUAGUGGUGCAACCACUGGCACUGGUGGCAGAUUACGUGAUGUUCAGAGCAUCGGUCGAGGUGGUCUUCCAAUUUCUGGGACUGUAGGGUAUUGUGUUGGUUUGUUGAACAUCCCAGACUAUAAAUUACCUUACGAAUCUAGGUUCGAUUACCCACCUUCUUUUUCAAAGCCAUUGAAGAUUCUCAUUGAUGCUAGUAACGGAGCAUCCGACUACGGUAACAAAUUUGGAGAACCCGUUACCCUCGGCUUUACUAUUUCUUUUGGUCUCCUAACGCCUGAUAACGAGCGGUUCGAAUAUGUUAAACCUAUUUUGUUCAGUGGAGGACUUGGAGUAGCGGAUUCCAACCAAGUCACAAAGAUGGACCCAAAGAAAGGUAUGUUGUUGGUGAAACUUGGUGGACCAGUUUACCGGAUUGGAGUGGGUGGAGGUGCAGCUAGCUCGGUUGAGGUACAGGGUGACAACAGCAGCGAACUGGAUUUCAAUGCCGUUCAGCGGGGCGAUGCCGAAAUGGAAAAUAAAUUGAAUCGUGUAGUUCGUGCCUGUAUUGAGAUGGGAGAACUGAAUCCGAUAGUGGCCAUUCAUGAUCAAGGCGCCGGUGGAAAUGGAAACGUGCUCAAAGAAUUGGUAGAACCUGGCUGUGCGGGAGCAAUUAUUUUUGCCAAAGAAUUUAUCCUUGGCGAUCCUACUAUCACACUACAUGAAUUGUGGGGCGCAGAAUAUCAGGAGAAUAACGCCAUAUUGAUUGCGUCGAAGGAUCGACAAAUUCUAGAAGACAUUUGUGAACGGGAAAGAUGUCCUGUAAGUUUUGUAGGAAUGGUUACUGGUGAUGGCUAUGUUACUCUUCUGGAUGAACCUGCUGACUUUUCGAAAACUUACAAUCGGAAGCAAAACAAAACUGUUGCUCCAUUUGAUAUGCAUUUAGAUGAUAUACUCGGGAAAAUGCCACAAAAAGAGUUCAAAUUUCAACGGGCAAAUAUGACUUUGCAGCGGUUCGAUAUCAAUGUUUCUGAAUUAAACGAAGCAUUAGAGAGGGUGCUGUCAUCGGUAACGGUUGGAAGUAAACGAUUUUUAACAAACAAAGUUGAUCGUUGUGUUACUGGUCUCGUAGCUCAACAGCAAUGUGUAGGACCCUUACAUACACCGUUAUCGGACUACGCUAUAUCAGCGAUUUCUCAAUUCGGAUACGAAGGUAUUGCAUCAUCCAUAGGAACUCAACCAAUCAAAGGUCUUGUUAAUAAUGAAGCUGGAGCAAGGCUUUCAGUUUCCGAGGCAAUUUCAAAUUUGGUAUUCGCUGGUAUAACAGAACUAGCAGAUGUCAAAUGUUCCGGUAAUUGGAUGUGGGCAGCUAAAUUGAAAGGAGAAGGUUCAAAAUUAUUAGAUGCUUGCAAAGCCAUGUGCAAAAUGAUGAAAGAGCUGAACAUUGCUGUUGAUGGUGGGAAGGAUUCCCUUUCUAUGGCAGCCCGUGUGAAAUCGGAAACGGUAAAAAGCCCCGGAACAUUGGUCAUAUCAACAUAUGCACCCUGCCCUGACAUAAGGAUUAAAGUAACUCCAGAUUUGAAGGCCCCGAUUUUGAACCAGAGAACAACAUUGGUUUAUGUUGGAAUAGAAAACAAGUUUAGAUUAGGAGGAUCGGUUUUGGCACAAUGUUACAAUCAACUGGGCUCGGCUUGUCCUGAUGUACAUCGUACAGAGGUUCUGGCUCAAGCCUUUAAAACUACACAAAAGUUACUCAAAGCUGGGUCACUUCUCGCCGGACACGAUAUAAGUGAAGGAGGAUUGAUAACAUGUGUAUUAGAAAUGGCUUUUGGUGGGUUAGCAGCGGUCAAAUUAGAUCUUACCAGUGCAUUCAAGGCAUACGACAAGUCAUCGAAUGAUACAUUAGAUACAACAAUUAUGAAUAUACUGUUUGCAGAAGAAUGCGGUUGGGUGUUAGAAAUUGCAUCCCACAAUGAAAAAACCGUUAUAGAAGCCUACCAAGCUGCUGAUGUCCCAUGUUUCAUAAUAGGUGCUGCAUAUGCAGGUGAUGUGCACGACAAUGAUUCCUUUUCACUUCAAGCAUGUGGACAACAAAUUUUAAAAACCAGCGUUAUAAAGCUAUUCAAACUAUGGGAAAGAACUAGUUUUGAAAUAGAGAAACUUCAAAUGAAUGAAGCAUGUGCCAUUGAAGAGUUCCGUACAUUCGAUUAUCGUAGAGGUCCACGUUAUUCAUGUGUAAUCAACCCUGAAUCCAUUAGCCCAGCGACACAACUUACUUCGAAACCCAGGGUAGCUGUUAUUCGCGAAGAAGGCUCAAAUGGUGACCGUGAAAUGUGUGCCGCUUUGUUCGACGCAAACUUUGAGGUUCAUGAUGUUACUAUGACUGAUUUGAUCAAUAGGAAAACCGUUUUGGAUAACUACCGUGGAGUUAUAUUCCCAGGUGGUUUUAGCUAUGCGGACACACUUGGUUCAGCGAAAGGAUGGGCAGCUAGCGUGUUGUACAACGAAGUGUUGUCCGCUCAAUUUAAACAUUUCAAGCUUCGCAACGAUACUUUUUCACUCGGGGUUUGCAACGGAUGUCAACUUAUGGCCCUUAUCGGGUGGAUUUCACUCGACAAACAAGCCACAGAUGGCUCCAAUCUUCCUGAUGUUGCAUUGUUACAUAACAGAUCUGAACGUUUUGAGUGUAGAUGGAGUACAUUGAAAAUCGCGAAAAGCAAUUCGAUCAUGUUGAGGAAGUUGACAGGAAGUGUCAUCGGUUGUUGGGUUGCUCACGGCGAAGGAAGAUUUUCUUUUAAAUCGGAUAGUGUAUUGAAGGACUAUAGAACUCGCAAUUGCGUUGCCAUACAAUACGUUGAUGAUAAUAAUGAACCGACCAUGACAUACCCUAUGAAUCCUAACGGCAGUGUCGAUGGAAUUGCGGCCCUAUGUUCAUCCGACGGUCGACACUUGGCUAUGAUGCCCCAUCCGGAACGAUGCGUAAAGAUGUGGCAGUGGCCAUAUAUUUCACCUGGAUUUCAUUACAAAAUUUCUCCCUGGCACUGUAUGUUUGUCGAAGCUUAUAACUGGUGUAGUGAAUCCCAGUAGGGUCUUCUUACAAUUUCCAAUAAGUUCCUUAGAUUUAUAAUAAAAAUGUUUAACAUCAUU
Messenger RNA from Uranotaenia lowii, 4283 nucleotides. RefSeq names its product phosphoribosylformylglycinamidine synthase (gene Pfas). Gene Ontology annotation, biological process: 'de novo' IMP biosynthetic process. The transcript is spliced from 5 exons. NCBI's taxonomy places the organism in Eukaryota, Metazoa, Arthropoda, Insecta, Diptera, Culicidae. The record is from RefSeq and is a predicted model, not a curated record. Bases 192 to 4223 code for a protein of 1343 amino acids. Gene Ontology annotation, molecular function: phosphoribosylformylglycinamidine synthase activity.